Messenger RNA from Blepharisma stoltei, 8738 nucleotides. NCBI's taxonomy places the organism in Eukaryota, Ciliophora, Heterotrichea, Heterotrichida, Blepharismidae. The record is from the annotation of a GenBank genome assembly.
AUGUCUUUUAUUAUCCAAAUUAAUAUUCCUGUCCAAUUCCAUGAUGAAUGUGAUAACAAAAUUGAUGACAUUGUUGCUCAAUUAUUACUUUAUUAUCCUUUAGUCCCUCUAACUCUAUUUAUUUGUUUAUAUUCAAUCAGGCUCAUACAAUGAUACCGAAUGCAUAAAAUAUUCCCAUCAAUCCAUUUUAAAGCUGGCGAAAUUUCUGAAGAUUUAGGCCAAAUUGAGUAUAUUUUAACUGACAAAACAGGAACUUUGACUAAAAAUGAGCUGACUAUUCAGGUUUGUAUAAUAGGUGAAACUCAGUACUGAGAAGAAGACAAUCAAGCUGAUUUCAUGGAAAUAGAUUCAGCUUAUUUUUAUUCUAGUGAAACCAGAGUAAGCCCUUUAUGUGAUACAAAUCCGGCUACGAUGAGACAGAGAGCUAAAUCUGACUCAAAUAGAUUUUCUGAUUUAAAGCGAGAAAUAUUGGCAACUGAAAAAAGCAAUAAUGUUUUUAAUUUUUUUCUAUGCAUGGCUGUAUGCAACAGCAUGUUUUUGGAACAAAAUGGGGAACUGACUGCUAUUUCUGCAGACGAAAGAAUACUUGUGCAAACUGCAGGGAAAUUAGGUGUAAAACUCGUAAGCAGAAGCCAGCACUAUUGCGAAAUUAAGAUUAAUGAAGAAUUUUAUGGGUAUGAAAUUAUAGGGUUGCUGCCAUUUACUUCAGAAACCAAAGUGUCUAUGAUUUUGGUAAGAAAAAUUGGAGAAAAUGAAAGCAUCUUGCUAGCAAAAGGAAACAAAGAAAAAAUGCUGAAUUUAUUUGAUAUUGAAUUUGAAGAAAAAUCCAACAUCGAAGAAAUGACAUUGCUUACCCGAGGACUAAUAGGCAUGAGAAUCCUAAUUUUUGGCUAUAAAAGAUUGUCAAAAACUGAAACUGAUUUAUUUCUAAUUGAUUAUAAAAAUGCAAAAUACUGCCCAGUCAACAAAGAAGGCAGAAUUGAAAGUGUUUUUGAAAAAUACCAAAAUAAAAUGCAAUAUUUAGGGAUGGUUGGGCUAGAAGAUAAAAUUUCAGAAGAAACCAAAGAAGCUGUAAAUUUAUUGACACAAGCUGGGAUUAAGCUAUGAAUCCUUUCUGGAGACUCAGAAGAAAGCACAAUCCGAGCUGGAGUUGGGUCAGGAAUUUAUGAGGAAAGUGUAAGAAUGAUAAGGAUGACCAAUUUUAAGUCUGAAGAACAUUGUUUAAAAGAAAUGCAAAAACAGGUUGAAGAAUGCAUUUAUCAUAGACAUAAACGGUCAAGCAGAUGUGAAAAUGAAGAAUCUUUUAAUAAGAAAAGAAGCCCGAUACAGAGAACUGAAAGGUUUGAAAUUUCAGAAGAAGUUAAUUCAGAGCCGAAUUUGUUAGUGGAAAGAUCUCAAGAGCUUUCAGCGAAAAAUACAUCAGAGGAUGAGCAUAUUUUGAGAAUGAAGAGAAGUACUGAUAUAAAACAGCUGGAAAGAAUUUAUCAUGAAUCUCUGCAGAUUUUUAUAUCAAAUUUAACAGACACUAAUAAAGGAAAAUUUACUUUAGAUGGACAUUUUAACCCUAACUCCAUUUAUUAUGUGGUUUCUGUGGAUAAAUCUGGAUUGGAAUAUGGACUCAGCUCCAGGGCUCAUCGUGAAUGUUUUGCUGCCCUUUUGUUUUCGGCUCAUUCUGUGAUUUUUCACUCUUUGUUUCCUGAUCAGAAACGAAAAGUUGUGAAAUUUUUGAAAAAUAACUUUGACUUUAAUCCGGUAGUAUUGGCAGUAGGGGAUGGGAAUAAUGAUCUUGGAAUGAUACAAGAAGCACAUAUAGGAGUCGCGAUAAGAGGAAAUGAAGGAAGAUAUGCAGAAAAUGCUGCAGAUAUUGUGAUAAAUGAUUUUUCACAGCUAAAAGAGCUGCUAUUUUAUAUUGGAAAUUCGAAUUUUCGAAGAAUUUGUAAUGUGGUUUUGACAAGUUUUUAUACAAAAUUUUUAUUGGUAACAGUGCUUUUUUACUUCAAUGCAAACUCUCAAUGGAUGUGUUUUAAUGACGUGGUGAAUUAACUCACCCUCUUAACUUCUGUAGCCGACAUCUGGAAGGGUUUGGGGACCUUGAGGAAGGGAGGUUGGCUUCGAUAAGUGUAUCCGCUUUGGUUUCGCUCAAUGUCGAGCUGACAGACCGCAGGCUUUAAUCCAAUGCCAAGUUUUAACCUCAGAGAUGGGUCCAUAAGUUGGAAAGGGGUUUUCCAGCAGUGUCAAUAGCGUCGUCUUGACCAAUCGGGACUAUUCACCCUACGCAAAGCAAGGAGUUAGACCCUGGGCAUCGGAUUCCCAUCUUAGCCGAGAGUCGACCAGAAAAUUCAACUCUUUUGAAUUUUCAAUAGUGGGCUAUCUAUGACGUAUGGUACGGUGCAGAUUUCAAGGUAGUAUGCGUAGGGCCCAUGCCUGAUUGAAGCAAGACUUUGAAGGUGAUGAGACUCCUGUCGGCGAAUUGAGCUAGUGGAGCGUUAUGGAAGGGACAGAGAGCCUUUCUAUAAUCUAACUAAGCAUAAGUAUAAUUGCAAGUUCUCAAUGAUCAGGUGGGCAUUUAUUUGGAGUUAACAUGACAUUUUUAUAUAUCUUUUUAUUCAAUGCAUUUUUAGUGGGGGUUUAUGGGAUUUAUGACGAAGAUCUUACCCCCUUAUCUAACGAGUAAAAAUAAUUAGAAAAAUUCAAUAUUUUUGGGGAAAUUAAGCCUUAGUUAGCAAGCAAAUGUAACCAAUUAUUUUUAUAUGAAAAAUCCGGCAAACUUUAUAAGUUAAACUAGAUUUUUUCAUUCAAAUAUUCACAAAUUUGAAUUUUUUUUAAAUAAUAUUUUUCUACGACUGGCGAGCCAAUUAGAUUUUUUUUGCUCACUUACUAAGGGGCGUGAUUUAGCUGAUUCCAAUAUUUAGAGCAUCCUCAAGCUUAUUCAAUAGGUUUUUUUAGACCUUUUUUAAGUUUUGGAAGAUAUUUUUUAUAUAUGUUUAAAGGAAUUAUCCAAGGGACAAUAAUAUGAUAUUUUGCGUACAAAUUCGGCUCUGGAAUCUCUUCAAAUGGGCAUCCAGUAGAUUUAGAAAUAAUGGGAUUCGUAGUCGCCAUUGUGCUUUGCUUAUGCAUAGCAUGUGUAUUACUAGUAGAAAGCAGCUCAAUUAACAUCUUCACAAUCGGAGCACAAAUCAUAUGUCUUCUGACAUUAAUUUUAGCUUGCUUUUUAUUUACUUAUGAUAGCACUAGUGAAAUCUGGCUAGUUGGAAUUUUUAAUGACCUCUCAAAAAUCCCAUCAACCUGAAUUUUUAUUUUUAUUGUCCCUCUGAUAUCUGUUAUUAUAUCCUACUGAAUAAAAGCUUGGACUUUUAUAUUUUUCCCUUCAAUAAUUGACAAAAUCAAAAGCCUAAAGGCUCAUAAUUUCCUAUUUGAAAUCAGAUCUCGGCUAUAUGACUAUAUCUCCAGGCUGCAUUUAUUAUAUAAGGACUCUUGCAAUUGAAGAUAUAAAAUCGAGCUCGAUGCCUUUGAAAUUGACAAAUGGAAAUUAAAAUUUGCGUCUGAAGUAAGAGAGAAGGAAUACCAAACAAAAGAUAUGAAUGAAAAUUUCGUCUCAUAUAGGAACAUUUUUGUGAUCUUAAUAUUUUUUAUUAUAUUCUAUCAACUGCUUGCAUACUCAAUUGACACUGAUAAUAAAGCACUAAUUGCUUUUUAUACUGUGCUUCCGUCUCUUACUAUUUGGUUUUUCAUAUCUUUGGCUCCUGCUUUAAAAAGCUAUUAUAAGUGGCUGGUUUUAGCAUUUUUUGCUAUGAUUUCUAUAUUUAUUUUGAUAAAAAAUUAAGCUAAGUGAAGUGUUAUGAGGCAAUAAGCUGAUAAACAACUAGCCUGCCUAUCUGGCAUAACCCACCCAACUAAGGAUUAGCCCUAGGCUUGAGUCACCUCUUGUGGAUCUCCGCUCGUCAGAUAAGCAAAUAAAAUUUGAGGCAAAAUCUAUCUAGCCCACCUGGCAGCGCAGGGAAACUUUCAGGAAGAAACAAAGCGACCCUCUUCGGCAGAUUUCCUACUCAAGGCCUACUUCAAAAAGUGACAGAGGCACUAUUUUCAGCUUCAUCGGAGCGGGUCCUGCCUAUUCCAUAGGAAAUGUGUUUCGAAGUCCAUCUUCCAUCGAUUUCACAAUUUUAUUUCCUCUAUUUUGAUACAAGGAAUCUUCACACAAACCAAAAGCUCACAAGGGUUCCCACUGCUUAUUAUAGUAGGGCUAACGUGUCUUAAUUCAUACUGGCAUGAUUUGUCAAUUUUUUAUUUAUUUUUAGUAGCUUGUGUAGGAGUCAACAUCUGUAUCCAAAGCGGUCAUGAUUAUAGCACGACAGCAGAAGUCAUCCUUAAAACUAUUGAGUACAUGAAUUUAUAUCUAUCAAUUUAUAUUGAAUCAAGCAUAAUUGGCUAUUGCAUCAAUAAAUCCAAAAGAUCUGAAUACGUCCUUUAUAAUCAAGUCCAAUUGGAUUUCGAAAAAUCUUUAGCUGUGUUAAGCUAUCUUUUACCUCCAUUUGUGAUGAAUCGCGUAAAAAAUGGCGACAGAGCUAUUGCAGAAGACCAAGGGAUUGUUUCUGUUCUAUUUUGCGAUAUUGAUAAUUUUGAUUCUAUUAUAGAAAGCUACCAAUCUCAAGAAAUCACUGCAUUUCUUGGAGAAAUUUUUGGAAAAUUUGAUCAGCUAUGCGACUUGGUUGGGGUUACCAAAAUAGAAACGGUUGGAAAAACGUAUAUGGCCUGCGCAGGGCUCAUUGAAUGUGAAGCUGAAAUGGAUCCUACAUUUAGCACUGUUCCUCAUGCAAGAAGAGCUGUAGAAAUGGGAUUGGCAAUGUUAAGGACUGCAAAAACGAUUUACUUAAAAAAUGGAGAGCCGCUUCGACUAAAAAUUGGGAUUAAUAGUGGACAUGUUACAGCUGGGGUUGUUGGCUACCACAAGCCGCAGUUUUCUUUAGUAGGAGAUACAGUGAAUACAGCAAGCCGAAUGGCAUCAACUCUAAAAGAGCCUAAUUCAAUACAAAUUUCAAUGGCUACUUAUAACAUGAUUUCUGAUAAGCGAGGCCUUGAAUUUAUAUUAAAAACAGUCCAAGUAAAAGGCAAAGGAGAAAUGGAGACCUGGCUUGUCAGCGUUUCAACUCAGCUUGGAGAGCUUCCAAGUCCAACCAGAGAUGGCCCAAUUCAAAAUUAUUAUUCAAGCCAUGAGCUAUCACCACUGCCACGAAUUCGGCAGAAUUGUCAAAAAAAGCUUUCUGGCAAAAGAUCAUCUUUAUUUAGAAGACUUGAUAUUCAAGACGCAGACUCAAUAUUUCAAAAAAGUAACACAGAGCUUUCGCUAGCUCCCCCCUUUUAAAUUGGAGCAAAACAUAGGUAAAUUUCCAUUUUAUAAAAUUAGUUUUGACCUAAUUUAUUGGUAAAAGUGCAAGUUGAAUAUUAUUUAAACAGUUUGUUCACUAAUUCUAUUAAGAAUUAAUUUUUCAUAAAAUAAUUAAAAUUGAAAAAUAUUGUAUCCAAUUUUUUUUUUUAAAAAUAUUUUUAUAUGUUUAAAAAAAAAAAAUUAAUCCCCUUUUAAAUUGAGCUGAAUUUUUUAUUCCAAUUUAAAGGCGGGGAGUAGUAAGGUCGAAAUGGCUCCUAUGUGGGAUUGUGGACGAUGACAAAGAAAAAGGGUUUAGGCAUGAAAUUAGGAUACUGAAUUAUCCUAUUUAUCAUUAUGGACUACUUAUAGCAUCUAUUAGCAUUGGCUUUUGUGCAAUUAUUGAAGGCUUUAAAACUAAGUAUGCGAAUGGGACCUACAUAAUGAUGACGAAAUAUAUAUGUGAGAGUGUUAGCUAUAUAAUAAUGCUUUUUGUGAUGAAAAAGUAUUAUAAAACAAGAGCCUAUGCGAAAACACUUCAUUGCAUUUAUUGUGCUUAUACAUUUAUAGGAAUGAUAAUAUAGAACUUUCUCUUCAAUAGCGCGAAAAAAGAAGUGCAUCCUGGUUUAACUAAAAGGUCUUUGGACCAUGAAAAUCUGCUGUUCCUUCUCCAUAAGAGAGGAAAAUAGUGAAAAUGAAGAAUUCUGCCCGAUCCAGUUUCGAGAACUGGAGGGAUAAUUUUGUUCUGAGUUAAGAAUACCUGAGUUAUUGUGGAAUUUUGAUUUCUUGCAAAAUUUUUAAUUUUUAAUAGAUUUUGGUUCGACAAAUGGUUCUGACGAGUUAAUUCUGGCAGGCACUUGAAAUAAAAAAAUAAAUAAUUGUCAUAAUUUUUUAUUUUUCUGAUGUUAAGGAUGAUCAGAAAUUUUAAUAAAUGUCACAGGAUCAAAAAAAACAAACUUAAAGAUUAGUGAAAGCAAGCAUAAAUGUUAUAGCUAUAAGGGGCCAAGAUAUUUGAUAACAAAAUAAUAAGAAUUCUAAUAAAUAAUUUUGCCAACAUUUUAGCUAAUUUUUAGGAACUAACUUUUAUAUUUCUCAAAUUAAUUUUUCUUAUUUUAAAUUUCGCUAUUUGAUGCUUUUGUUUUCUCUUUCUGAACUUGAACAUAAAUUCAUUUUUAGACUUUUUUUUGUUAGUUUAAGCCGCCAUCUUGAUUUUGUACCCAUAUAAAAAAAUUAAAAACUCUUAAGUCACCACAUGCGGUUUCAUUCAAAGCAUGAUAUUUGAGAACUAAAAUAAGCUAUUUGGUGCCUUUAUUUUCCGCUUUCUGGACUCGAGCACAAAUUCAUUUAUGAAAAUUUUUUGUUCGUUUAAGCCGCCAUCUUGAUUUUAUAAGCCAUUAAAAAAAUUAAAACUCUUAAGUCACCUCAUGCGGUUUCAUUCAAAAAGCUAAUUGGUGCCUUUAUUUUCCGCUUUCUGGACUCGAGCACAAAUUCAUUUUUUAACAUUUUUUGUUCGUUUAAGCCGCCAUCUUGAUUUUGUACACUAUAUAAAAAAAAUUAAAACUCUUAAGUCACCUCAUGCGGUUUCAUUGAGAACUUGGUAUUUAAAGUUUUAAAAACAGCUAUUUGAUGCCUUUUAUUUUCCGCUUUCUGUACUCGAGCACAAAUUCAUUUUUUAACAUUUUUUGUUCGUUUAAGUCGCCAUCUUGAUUUUGUAAAAUCUGAUCAUCCUUAACAUCAGAAAAUUAAAAAAUUAUGACAAUUAUUCAUUAUUUAUUUCAAGUACUAGCCAGAAUCGGCUCGUUAAAACCAUUUAACGAACCAAAAUAUAUUAAAAUUAUAAAUUUUUGCAAGAAAUCAAAAUUCCACAAUAACUCAGGUAUUCUUAAUUCAGACCAGAAAAAUUUCCUUCAAGUUCUCGAGACUGGAUUGGGCAGAACUGUUCAUUUUUACUAUUUUCCUCUCUUAUGGAGAAGUAACAGCAGAUUUUCAUGGUCCAAAGACCUUUUAGUUAAACCAAGAUGCACGCCUUAUCGCGCUAUUGAAGAGAAAGUUCUAUAGCUUUUGCUGAAGGGCAUUUAUCAAAUGAGUUUUGUAUUGGAUUUUAUUAUCAUAUGAUUUUAAUCACUCAUUGCAGUCAAUUAAUUUUUACUCUCCCCUUUUAAAUUGGAACAAAAAAUCCUGUUCCAAUUUAAACUGGGAGCUAAUUUUUUAUUUAAAAGUUAAAAGAAUAAAAUUUAACGCAAUACUUUAUUUUUAUUAAAAAUUAAUUUAAAAAAUUAUUCAGCCUAGUGCAAAGCACAAUAAUAUAUCAGUGCGAAAACUGUUUACAUAUUAUUCUAGCUGCACUUUUUAUAUUAAUUUAGGUCAAAAAUAAUUUUAUAAAAUAAUUUCACCUAUUAAAUUUUCCUAUUAAAAAAUCUAGUUUAAUUAAAGUGUGUUUAAUAUUUAAAUUUCACCUAUGUUCUUUCCAAUUUAAAAGGUGGAGGCGGUUAGAGAAAUUUUUUGGACUGCGAUAUUCUUUUGCGCCCUCAGAAUUUUACUCAUUUCUAUAGACCAGAAGCCUGAAUUUGCCACUUUUAUAUUAUCUACUCUAGUUUACGUAGGAUUCUUAUUAUAUAUGAUUUAUAAUCGAGAAUUCCGAAUACGCAAACUCUCAAAUCUCAAAAUUAUUUCCAAAAAAGAGCACGAAAAAACUGAGACCUUGAAUAAGAAAAUGAUGCCUCCUCAUGUCUAUCAAAAGCUUAAAGAAGAAAUAAUAAUCACUGAUAAUCUCCAUGAAAUUCCAAUUCUUUAUGCUGAUAUCGUAGGAUUUACGUCCUGGGCAGCCAACAACAGCCCAAAAGAAGUGGUAAGGAUGCUUUCAGAACUUUUUACAAGAUUUGAUAAAUUUUGUGUGGAAAAUAAUAUCUACAAAGUCCAUACAAUUGGAGACUGCUAUGUAGCCAUGGCUUAUAAUGAAAACGAAAAAGAAAGCAGAGACUCUAUAAGAGAUUGUGUCUCUAUGAUUGAUUUUGCUCAAACAAUGAUUAAUAUUAUAAAAGAAGUCAAUGAAAAAAACCAUACAGAAUUAAAUAUGAGAAUUGGGCUUCAUGUUGGAAAUGUUAUUGGAGGGAUCACUGGGACUAACCUUAUAAGGUAUGACAUAUAUGGGACUGAUGUACAAAUUGCUAAUAAAAUGGAAAGCCAUGGAGAACCUGGUAAAAUUGUUGUUAGUGAGACUAUCAAGGAAAUGCUGCAAAUUCUUUUAUGCGGAAAAUAUAUUUUUGAAUUUUGGAAAAAAAUCGCCCUGCAUAAUGGAACAACAAUCAGUUCUUACGUACUUUUGGAUUCAGAGCCACAAAGGAGUGAAAUUUUUAAUACCGAUGAGAUUGGGUCAUAA